AUGUCUCAUAUCGACUCCCCCGGAAACGGCAUCUUCCCCAAUGGCCCUACCAUGCGUCAACCAUCUCUAUCCUGGCUCUAUAGACUAGAAUGCUCGACCGAGGAGCACGAGCUUGGAGCUCCCCACAACGGCGAUACCAUUCGCAGCAUCGCAAAUAUCGCAGGUGGCAGUCUCAAAGGCCCCGGAAUCGAGGGCGAAAUUCUAAAGCUGGGAGGCGCGGACUGGGCAACAGUUGUGAAGGGCACACAUUCUAUGACUUUAGAUGCCCGGUACACUGUUCGUACUUCCGACAACUAUUACCUCUACAUUCGCGCUCACGGCCUGUACCGUCCAGGACCGGGGACAGAAUAUGCCAGAUCGGUCGAGGAGAAUCCGCUUUUUGUUCCGCCUGCGACUGUUUCUCAGGAUGAUGUGGAAUUCUUCUCUCACUUGCGUAUUGAGGCUGGGCCGGGCCCGUAUAAUUGGUUGAAUGGAUUGGUCUGUUUGGGGGUCAUGUGCUGCCAGGACGAAAAGAUCUGGAUUGAUGCGUAUCAUUUGACCAAUUUCCCGGGUACCAAGCCUGAGAAUGUUGUAGCUAGAUAG
This is a messenger RNA of Penicillium nucicola, 582 nucleotides long. Its product is annotated as DUF3237 domain-containing protein. The record is from RefSeq and is a predicted model, not a curated record. The coding region runs from base 1 to 582 and encodes 193 amino acids. The transcript has 2 exons. NCBI's taxonomy places the organism in Eukaryota, Fungi, Ascomycota, Eurotiomycetes, Eurotiales, Aspergillaceae.